AUGUCCGUAAGAGAUAACGGUUCAAUACCAACUUCUCCUAAAACGCCGCUUACUCGAAUACUCUUCUCAUCCACUCAAUACUCCGACCCAGAUGUAGACCCUACUCAUAUAUCAGAGAUAGCUGAAGAUGGCAUGGUUGCUUUACGUUUAGUUGAAGGUGAUAACAUGGGUAGAUAUACCUUUCUUGACCCAGAGUCAAUAGCAGCAGCUCCUUCGAGUAGGGCGACUUCAGCAGGUCUUUUGCCUAAGCAAAUUAUUCGCGUAGAGAGGGAUUAUUCCAAGGGAGAGUUAUGUCAGUUUAAUCUGACAUUCCCAGACAAGAUAAAUGGGCGAGUGAGUAGUCGGUGUUAUAACGAUAUUGCGAUGUUUAUCAACUACACAUACGGCAAUCAGUGGCCAUAUUGGUAG
Molecule: messenger RNA, 408 nt
Organism: Paraglomus occultum
Lineage: Eukaryota; Fungi; Glomeromycota; Glomeromycetes; Paraglomerales; Paraglomeraceae
Source: the annotation of a GenBank genome assembly